Gongylonema pulchrum is the source of this 1284-nucleotide messenger RNA. NCBI's taxonomy places the organism in Eukaryota, Metazoa, Nematoda, Chromadorea, Rhabditida, Gongylonematidae. The record is from the annotation of a GenBank genome assembly.
AUGCAUUUCAUUACUGCAUUUACAGCCGUGAAGUUGUGUUUUUUUGAAUUUUUUGCCAUUGUUUUAUGCAAUCCGUUGUUGUCAGAGCAGUCAGUGAUUCCAUUCAUUGAUAAGUCCAAGAAGAAUACGGACAGUUCCAUCUCAUCCGUCGACGCUACAUCCGUUGAUUUGCCGGAAAAUUGGGAUUUUCAAACCCCACCGUCCUAUGAGAUAGUUAAUAGUGUAGUGCGCGCUCCGAAUGUGUUCCAUGAAGUUGAGGAAAAAGUUGUUGCCGCUUCAGAGGAGAGCAAAAGCAAAUUGCAGGACAGUGAGAAACAUAUUGUGCAUGAGAUACCAGAUGUCUUGGAAAAAACUCAUACAGAAAAAGAAGACUUUAUCUUAGAUUUCAAGGCGUUUGCAGGCAACAAUGCAACCAAGUGUAAUUCUUCGUGUGCGUCUGACCCAAUUUCUACCUACACUCCAGAGACUUCAAGUUUUUUGAGCACAUUACGUGCAGAAUUUUCAACAUCAGCUAGUAAUGAAAGCACUGGAAACAAAGAAAAACUUGUUGCGAAAGCUCGGCCAGCCGUAGAUGAUCUUUUUGAACUUCUGAGCACUAUGACUGUUGUCUUAAGAACUGCUAGGCCUCCUGAGAUCCACAGCACAUCCAAUCCAUCUUCGUUAAUUAAUGUGACCGAUGAAAAUACAAACACUGAACUCUUCGAUGAAGACGAACUGGAGUCGCCUGUUAGCGAAAAAGUAUCAGAAGAAGCGUACCAAACAACAGAUGUCAAUGAAAAAUUCGAAGGAGCAGUAAGUGGUGAGGGACAGCCCAUUUCCGAGAUUACUGAUGCCGGGGAGGAGCCGGGGGAUGCUGUAAAGGCGAAGGCAAAUCCAAAGUUGGACCCACAGGUGAUACUAAGCUCAGAGUUCGCGAAGAAUGGUCUUAAGGAAGAGGAAGGAACGCAGGUGGUCCAUGGAUGCGGUGUUGUGAAGGAGUAUUCAGAGCAGCGUCAGACGACAUCGGAGUGUAGCAAGCUGCUGGAUGAGUCGAAAAAGCAAAAACCUAUCGAUGAUAAAUUUCUGCAUGAGAAGUACAGUGAGGAAGACGAAAUCGACGAGAAACCCCUGGUACGGGGGCAUUUCGAGCGAACGCUGUGGGAGAAACUGAUUGCUGGCCUAAAGUGCUCACACAGAGACUGCGGAGAAGCGCUCAGACCAACAAAUAAUGUACCGCGCUACUUAAUGCAGCCGUCGAUUAGUCGGGCCAGGAAACAUAGCAGUGGCGGUCACCCAGUGCAAUAG